AUUUAUUUAUUUGUAUGCGUGUUACUCGCAUAACUCAAAAAGUAUUACACCGAAUCGCAUGAAAUUUGGUGAGAUUAUUGGUUAUUAUCCGGGGACCAUUUGAUUAGAUUUUGGGAUCGAUCGGGUCAAAGGUCAAUGUCAGGGUCAUGAAAAGGUCAAAAUCUUCUUUUUACCAUAGCACGGUCAAUUUGUAUCCAAUUGGCAUGCAACUAAUGCCAACAUGUUCAUAAUUCAAUGCCCAAUCUUGUGAUAUGCGAAGGUAUGCGCUCUACCGAGUGCCCGUUCUAGGUAUUACUGUGACGGGCAUUGCUGCUCAAUUAUUUAAUUAGCUUCAUAAGGGGUUGUGAAGUCCCAAAUAGGGUUGCGGCUAACAAGUAUUUUAAUUACCGAUUAAUCUGGAAACUGGUUUUUUUUAUUAAUCAUUCACUCAAUCAAUAUAAUCAUGUAAAGUGUUUACAAAAGUUAUACAAAUAAUGCUCAUAUUUAAAGAGCUCAUUGUCAAAAUUGCUUGUUUUGUCUGACUAGCAGUCAAAAACUCUGAAAUAUUUCAUUUUUAAUGAGACUUUAUUAUCACACUAACUUGUUUAUUAUUCUUUUUUCUGCCAUUUAACUACUCAAUACAGUUUUACAGCCUCACAUUUAGCCUGAUUAGGCCCACAGACAGACUCUUUAUGUCCACUACUAUACAGGCCAUAGAUUAAUCUAUCUUGAUAAGAAUAGAAAAACAAGCCUUUUGUGUCCCUUGACACACUACUUAUUAUUUUAAUACAUUUUGGAUGAUGGUUGUUACGCUGCUUGUGUCUUUUGUCUCAUCAGUCGGGGAUGAUGAUCGCUCCGGUCCUCGCUAACCUCGGCCCCAUAGAGGAGUUGUCCUUCAAACCCAACCCCGGAGAGGUGGAGGAGAUUUUCACCUUGUCCCUGUCCCACCUGUGCAACCCUCAGAACCGCGGCUACACACACUUCCGCACCGGCGACAAGUACGGAUUCACCAUGCCGGUGUUUCGUAACGGGAAGUAUCGUGUGUGGGGUCUGACGGCCGUCGCCCUGGACCAUACCCUGAAACUCAUUGUCCCCGAUUAGCAGCUGAACCCACUGUUUUUUGCUUUUACAGUUUAUAGGACACUUAGACCUAUCAUGUGACUCAAAGAUGUGGUCGUCAGGUGUAGCAGAUGCCAGGAAUCGGUUUGAAUGUGAAAUAUUUUCUUUUAUAUAAAAGGUACAUCUCUUUCCAGUCAGGCAAAAUAUAUAUAUAUUUCUUAUUCUUCCCCCUACUUGUGCACUCUCUGAGCUUUGGGUGUAUAAAGGCGGUGGCCAGCGUUGAUGACGUCACUCACAAAGAGCAGUGUUUGUCCUUGGAGCACAGAUAUGACAUAACGACAUCAGAAAGCAGUGCCGGUACUUUCUUACACCUGAUUGAUUAUUACCUGAACAUUCAUCAGUGUUUCUCUAUUAGAAACGUGUUUGAAUUUAAAAAGCUCACAAAUCCUUUUUUUAAAAUUCAGCUUCAAAUCUCCUGUACUAGCAGUUACAAAAUCCAUGGAUAUUAACAAGUUCAAUUAAUACGCUACAGAUAUAACUUUUGCUGUGAGAGUUUUCCAGUGGGACGUUUCAUUAUAUAAUUUUAUUUGCAGAGAUCAUGGUUUCCAGUGUGAGUCGGCUCACGUUUCGUUUUUUAAAAAUCUCACACUGGAUCAACUCCUGACUGUUUAAAAACACUGAAAGGAUAGAAGGUUGGUGAACAAAGCAAUAAAGAUUUUUUUUUAAAGGUA
Pseudoliparis swirei is the source of this 1769-nucleotide messenger RNA. RefSeq names its product nudix (nucleoside diphosphate linked moiety X)-type motif 8 (gene nudt8). The transcript is spliced from 2 exons. The coding region runs from base 823 to 1080 and encodes 85 amino acids. The record is from RefSeq and is a predicted model, not a curated record. Gene Ontology annotation, molecular function: coenzyme A diphosphatase activity. NCBI's taxonomy places the organism in Eukaryota, Metazoa, Chordata, Actinopteri, Perciformes, Liparidae.